GCUUCAUGGAACCCGUACGGUGAUAUUUCGAUGCAAUAUAGGUGCAUUCUUACCAAGACCUUUAACACCGAGUAAUGUCACCGAAAGGUGUCACGAGCUUACUAUCGUGAGAUAGCAGCAAGGCGUCUUGAACUGCGCAGAAGCUCUGAGCAUAAAAGACACCACCAACCCCCUCUACAGUUCAGACACAGCUUCCCGCAGAUCACAUCAACACAGUUUUUACAUCAACACACACUCUCUUUGUCAAUUUAGUGGCCUUUCGCUCUAUCACUCUUUUACACCAAAAUGCAUUUCACUACAAUCUUAUCUGCCUUUGCAGCAGUUUCAGGCGUCCUGGCAGCUCCCGCUCCAACUCAGCUUGAUACUCGCGCUGUAGUCCCGCACAACUCCCUCAACCCAAUCCGGACCCGCCUGCAAGGAGGAGCGAUUGGUCGUGCCAUUCUGAGGUUCCAGCCCUUGCUUCACAUUGCUCACGGCUGCCAGCCCUACACUGCAGUUGACGACAAUGGCAACACCAGUGGAGGUCUCCAGGAUACUGGAAAUGUCAGCGCCGGAUGCCGUGACCAAAACAAGGGCCAGACCUAUGCUCGAGCAGCAUGGCACAAGGGCAAGUUCGCUAUCAUGUACGCGUGGUACUGGCCCAAGGACCAGCCAACCGCUGGCAACGUCGUAGGCGGCCACCGCCAUGACUGGGAGAGUGUUGUCGUCUGGAUUGACAACCCAGCGAACGCCAAUCCCCGUAUCCUCGGUGCUGCUGCAUCCGGCCAUGGCGGUUACUCGCCCACCACGCGCCCCAACAUUCAAGGCAACAACGUCAAAGUGGAGUACUUCGUCAGGUUCCCCUACAACCACGCUACGCAGUUUACCAACACCGUCGGUCGCACCUACUGGAUCAGCGACUGGGAUGCUAUGCCGACCGCUGCUAGGCAAGCUCUUGCUCCCAGGGACCUCUUUGGAAAGGCAAAUGUACCUUUCAGGAACGACGUCUUCGCUAGCAACUUGGACAAGGCUUAUGUCUAGGUGUUAGAUCUGAACAGUUACCUCCUUGGUUCCUGACUUACUUUUCUGGACAAUAUCGAUCAUAUCGUUUGUGUUAUUGGCGAUGGGGUAGCUGUAAGUAGCUACUUGUCCGUGGGCUAUCGAUCUGGAUGGGAUAUCAUUUCCAGAUACAGUGUGCUUCUAAUCUCUGCCGUUUUACAUUGUUGUUGUUAGGGCUUCUGCGUUUAUUUCUAUGUGUUUUGUUUUUGUUUCAGAAGAUAGAGAAACCAGGUUACACGUGCGCUAUAUACAUUAUGCUUAACCAUAUAACAUGCCAC
Messenger RNA from Alternaria alternata, 1316 nucleotides. Its product is annotated as necrosis-and ethylene-inducing protein-like protein 1 precursor. NCBI's taxonomy places the organism in Eukaryota, Fungi, Ascomycota, Dothideomycetes, Pleosporales, Pleosporaceae. The record is from RefSeq and is a predicted model, not a curated record. The transcript is spliced from 3 exons. Bases 286 to 1020 code for a protein of 244 amino acids.